GUCGAGUCCAAGCUACAAAUUGAGCAGAAUAAUUUUUGAAGCUAAGCUCGAGCAUAUGGUGCUCUAACUCCGUCGCUUCAGUUUCAUUCUUUAUUUACCGAACUGAGAAUUGAAAUUCUAGAAUAUGAAAAUUAUUGUUUUCAUUUGUAUUUGUUUGUGAUUCUUGAUUCUAUUGCUGUUUGGGUAGUAUUGUGGAUUGGAGGAGCGAAGCAAACCCGUUAAAUGCCAUAUAACCCGAAAUAGCAUCCAGAAUCCAGAUUCCGAAUCAAACAAAUCCAUACCACACCAAUUAUUAGGCGUAACCACAACCACGUCUUUCUUAUCACUCUCUCGCUCUAUAAAUAUCAUCUCACCACCCACAAUUUGCUACUCAAUCUUCUUAAAAUUCCUAAAAUCUUGUUGGAAGCAGCGCAGCAACCCUGGAUUUCAAGUAAGAAGGCGGUGGGAUCUCUCGUUCGCGUCGUUCAGAGUGGAAAGGAGGGGUAAAACCCGGGGGUAACAAGUUGUCGACAAUCACGGCUUUACUAAGAGGAAACCGCCCCGUCAUACAUGUCCGGGCAGUACGACGCAAGGGCUGUGUGACCGAGACCAACCCUUCGCCACACGGCGGCCGCGGCGCUCUGCCCUCCGAAGGCGGCAGCCCCUCUGACCUCCUCUUCCUCGCCGGCGGCGGUUACUAGCUCCGCCCCCCCUCUAUACCUACUAGAUUAUUUCUGUUUCUUCUGAAUUUGCUGUCUAUCUAUUCUUAUUCUUCUCUUAUUAUUCUUCCAUCGACAAUCUGCCUUCCCUUCGAUAACUAGAAAGUAAAAUAUUAAAGAUUGUGUUUUCAACAAAGAUAAUAUAAAGAUGAUGCUAAGAAUUAAGAGGGUCCCUACCGUUGUUUCUAACUACCAAAAGGAAGAGGCGGAGGAGGGCGGCUGUGGCCGGAACUGCCUCAGGAGUUGCUGCCUUCCUGGGGCAAAGCUGCCGUUGUAUGCUUUUAAGACGGCGAGUAAAGCUGUAUCUGAGCAGAGUCCUGUUGACUCUGUCAACAACGAGCUUGAAGUCGAGUUCUUGGACUCCCUUGUUCUUGGGGAGUGGGAGGACCGUAUGCAGAGGGGACUCUUCCGCUAUGAUGUCACUGCUUGCGAAACCAAGGUAAUUCCUGGGAAGUAUGGGUUUAUUGCACAGCUGAAUGAGGGGAGGCAUCUCAAGAAGAGGCCGACCGAGUUUCGUGUUGAUAAGGUUCUGCAGCCCUUCGAUGAGAGCAAGUUCAACUUCACCAAGGUCGGCCAAGAAGAGGUGCUCUUUCAAUUUGGGGCCAGUGAGGACAAUGAUGUCCAUUUCUUCCCAUAUGCACCCAUCGAUGUUGAUAAUUCGCCAAGCGUCGUUGCCAUCAAUGUUAGCCCAAUUGAAUAUGGACAUGUGCUGCUAAUCCCUCGAAUCUUCGAGUGCUUGCCUCAGAGGAUUGACCGUGAGAGCUUCUUGCUCGCUCUCCACAUGGCCGUGGAAGCGGGGAAUCCCUACUUCCGUCUGGGUUACAACAGCUUGGGGGCGUUUGCGACCAUCAAUCACCUCCAUUUCCAAGCCUACUACUUGGCAACACCCUUCCCCAUUGAAAGGGCUCCCUCAAAGAAGAUAACCACCACUAGUGGUGGAGUGAAAAUCUCGCAUAUACUGAACUAUCCCGUGAGAGGACUAGUCUUUGAAGGUGGGGAUAGCCUCAAAGAUCUAUCUGAUGUCGUCUCAGACGCCUGCAUCUGCUUGCAAGAGAACAACAUUCCUUACAAUGUGCUCAUAGCUGACUCUGGAAAACGUGUAUUCCUCUUCCCUCAGUGCUAUGCGGAGAAGCAGGCUCUCGGGGAAGUGAGUUCCGAGCUCCUCGACACUCAAGUUAAUCCAGCAGUGUGGGAGAUUAGUGGACAUAUGGUGCUGAAAAGAAAGGAGGACUACGAGGGAGCAUCUGAAGAGAACGCGUGGAGGCUCCUCGCUGAGGUUUCCCUCUCGGAGGAGAGACUUGAGGAAGUGAAGGAGCUCAUAUUUGAAGCCAUCAGCAGCUGCUGUGUGGGUGAAGUUGUUGCAAUGGCUCCGGCUGAGGAGUCGGUUUCCACCGACCCUGCUCAUGAAGACUCCGACGACUCCAUUAAAGGUUCCCACCCUGCAAUGGUGCCUGCCUAGCAGAAUCCAUUAAGUGAAAACGUGGAGUAUUCCACUGCAGAUAUCCCUAAAUAAAUGCGAACUAUGUUUGGUGUGUUGUGUUGGACUUAUUUUAUUAUGUAUGUAAGGUUUGUGUGGUUUGCUUGUCCAUUUCAGCGUGUUUUAAUGGAUCGUUUAUGAUUCAGUGAAAUAUAUUAUCUUGAUUGAAA
Salvia miltiorrhiza (redroot sage) is the source of this 2345-nucleotide messenger RNA. Its product is annotated as GDP-L-galactose phosphorylase 2-like. Gene Ontology annotation, molecular function: GDP-D-glucose phosphorylase activity. The transcript is spliced from 6 exons. The coding region runs from base 847 to 2157 and encodes 436 amino acids. The record is from RefSeq and is a predicted model, not a curated record. Gene Ontology annotation, biological process: glucose metabolic process. NCBI's taxonomy places the organism in Eukaryota, Viridiplantae, Streptophyta, Magnoliopsida, Lamiales, Lamiaceae. Gene Ontology annotation, cellular component: cytoplasm.